Bombina bombina (fire-bellied toad) is the source of this 3195-nucleotide messenger RNA. RefSeq names its product protocadherin gamma-A11-like. Gene Ontology annotation, biological process: homophilic cell-cell adhesion. The coding region runs from base 1 to 3195 and encodes 1064 amino acids. The transcript has 5 exons. The record is from RefSeq and is a predicted model, not a curated record. Gene Ontology annotation, cellular component: plasma membrane. NCBI's taxonomy places the organism in Eukaryota, Metazoa, Chordata, Amphibia, Anura, Bombinatoridae. Gene Ontology annotation, molecular function: calcium ion binding.
AUGUGGGAAGCACAUAAAAGCGUGCUACGCGGAGCCUUAAUUAAACAUAAAGCAUUACUUAAUAAACAAUAUCGACUAAAACAUAGCGAGUUGUUGUCCAAGCUGGGCUCUCUGGAGGCUAAACACAAAUCUGACCCCUCAUGUAACAACACAAAGACCCAGUUAAAUGACGUAAGACUAGAACUCAAAAAUAAUUUGGACGAAUCUCAUCAAAAGAAAGCUCUAUAUCUGAAACAGUAUUAUUAUGUUGGUUGGAACAAGCCAGGUUUGACCGGUGCUCAGCGAGAUCCACAGGCUAUGACAGCUGCUGAGAUGAGGAGCAGAAGACAAUGGCUGGGGCAAAUCCUCCCGGCUCUGAUAACUUGUUGCAUUGGUCCUGCUACCAGUCAGAUCCGCUACUCCAUCCCUGAAGAACUUGACCAUGGAGCUUUUGUAGGGAACAUUGCAGAGGACUUGGGGCUGGACAUAUCAAAGCUUUCACCUAGGCGUUUUAGGAUAGCUUCUGGCACCAACAAACAGCACCUGGAGGUAAAUUUGGAAAAUGGAAUAUUGUUUGUGAAUGAAAAAAUAGAUAGGGAGGAAGUUUGUGAGUUCCAGUCUGUGUGCUCCCUGCACUUGCAGGUAGUGAUGGAAAACCCUUUGGAGCUCUAUAGGGUAGAGGUUGAGAUUUUGGAUAUCAAUGAUAAUGCACCCAGCUUUCCUUGGCAUGAUUAUGUACUGGAAGUGACAGAGUCAGCAGCUCCAGGUGCUCGCUUCCCCCUGGAGAGUGCCCAUGACCCAGAUGUGGGCACCAAUUCCUUGCGCACCUACAAACUGAGCCCUAAUGGUUAUUUUUCUCUAGAGGUUCAAAGCAGAAGCGAUGGCAGCAAAUUUGCAGAACUGGUUUUGGAGAGACCCCUGGACAGGGAGCAGCAAAAGACCCACAGGGUGCUUCUUACUGCCAUGGAUGGUGGGCUCCCUGAGAGGUCUGGUACAGCUUUGGUUACUAUAAGUGUCCUGGAUGCCAAUGAUAAUGUGCCCACAUUUGACCAGUCAUUUUACAGAGUGAGUCUACCUGAAAACGUCCCAAAGGGAACGCUUGUUAUAAAGCUAAAUGCCACUGAUUUAGAUGAGGGUACAAACGGGGAGAUCGAGUACUCAUUUAGUGGGCAUGCACCUCAGAAGGUAAGGGACCUGUUUAUGGUGGAACCACGCACUGGUCAAGUGCGGGUUAAAGGUAUACUGGACUAUGAGAAAUCUAAUCUUUAUGAGCUCUAUGUGCAAGCCAAAGACAGGGGGCCGUCGGCUGUUGCUGUGCACUGUAGAAUUUUAGUUAACCUGUUGGAUGUUAAUGAUAAUGCCCCAGAGGUAAUACUCACCUCAGUUUCCACACCAGUCAUGGAAGAUGCUCCCGCAGGGACUGUCAUUGCUGUCAUUAGUGUUAUGGAUCGUGACUCUGGGGACAAUGGGGAUGUAAAUUGUGAUAUUCCUAAAAACGUUCCCUUCCAACUACAUUCAUCUUACAAAAAUUACUACACUCUGGUGACCACCGAUGUGUUAGACAGGGAAGCUGUGCCUGAAUAUAACAUAACAAUCAGUGCUAGGGAUUUUGGAUCACCCCCCCUAAUGACUAAGAAAGUAAUAUCUGUUCAAGUGACAGAUAUCAAUGAUAAUAUACCCACUUUCUUACAGCCUUCCUAUACUAAGUAUGUGCCAGAAAACAAUCCCCCAGGGGCAUCUAUUUGCUCUGUAACUGCCCUAGACCCAGAUUGCAACCAAAAUGCCUACUUAUCCUAUUCAAUCAUGGACGGUCAGAUACAGGGAAUGCCAGUGUCCACCUAUGUGUCCAUUAAUUCGGACAGUGGGAAUAUUUAUGCACUACGCUCUUUUGAUUAUGAGCAGAUACGAAACUUUCAGAUUCGAGUCCAAGUGCAAGAUGCUGGUUUCCCUCCUUUGAGCAGCAAUGUUACAGUUAAUGUAUUUAUUCUUGAUCAGAAUGACAAUGCUCCUGUUAUUGUGUUCCCCUUGCCCAAGAAUGGCACUGUGGCCACUGAUGUCAUUCCCAGGUCUGCUGAUCCAGGCUACCUGGUGGGCAAAAUAGCAGCAAUGGACGCUGACUCUGGUCAAAACUCACGCCUUUCUUACCUAAUCUUACAAGCUACUGAUUCUACUUUAUUUAGUGUUGCAUUAUACACUGGGGAGCUAAGGACCAUGCGGGCAAUAGUGGACAAAGAUGCCACCAGGCACAGACUCCUCAUACAAGUCAAAGACAAUGGUCAACCACCCUUGUCCACAUCAGUCUCCAUUGUCCUUACAGUGGUGGACAGCUUACCUGAGACUCACUCGGAAUUUAAUGACCUGCCUUUAAAUUCAGAUCCUUCAACCUCUUCUCUGACCCUAUAUUUAAUAGUAUCCCUUGGCUCAGUGUCUUUUACAUUUCUGGUAGCUAUAAUUGUCCUUACUAUUGUUAAAUGUCACAAAGACAGAUUGUCCCUGCAGGAUUACAAGUGUUCUCUUCCUACUUGUUGCUGUAUAAAAUCUGGGUCUUCUGGAGGUGUCUUUAAAAACUCAAAUAUUAACCUACAAAUCUCCUCAGGGAAUAAAGUUCAGACUAAUUGUAUGGAUUCUACUGGAAGCGCUCCACAAAAUUACUGCUACAAAGUCUGCCUGACACCAGAAUCUGCAAAGAGUGAUUUCAUGUUUCUAAAACCAUAUAGCUCGAGUACCCAAAACAAUGAAAAAAAUCCUGAAAAAGUAGCACAAGGAAGAAGUGGGCAUAAUCCAGUUGCUGUAAACAAUGCAAACGAGAUCAAGCUUCCUAACACUGACUGGUCACCCCAAAAGGAACAAAAACCAAGCCUAAAAAGUUCUCAAAGUCUUGAAGACCUUGGAACUCGAAAAGGAGGGAAAAAAGACCAUGACAGGCUGCGCACACUAGUUUCCCCUGUUUCUGAUGUAAAAAAGACAACUACGACUACAACGUCAAAUGGAGUUUGGAGUCCCAAGUACGGUUUACCCUUCCAACAACACAUGCCAUCCCUUGACUAUCAACAUAAUGUUUACAUUCCGGGGACGCCAACGUUACAUGCCAAUAAACAGGGUGUCUACAUUGAACAAGAGGAGAAAAAUAGCUUUUCUACUUUUGGAAAGAAGAGGAAAAUGACAUCUUGCUGUGAUGUACAUGAUGACAUGAUAAUUAAUAAUGACUUGAAAUGA